AUGAGGCGGCUGCCAGCCGUGGCCCUGUUCCUGCUGCCGCUGUGGUACGGGACUCAGGGGACCGAGGCAUCAAGUGUCUGCGGGCGCCCGAGGAUGCUGAACCGGAUGGUGGGUGGCCAGGACGCCCUGGAGGGCGAGUGGCCCUGGCAGGUCAGCAUCCAGCGCAACGGAAGCCACUUCUGCGGGGGCAGCCUCAUCACAGAGCGAUGGGUCCUCACCGCUGCGCACUGCUUUUCCAACACCUCUGAGACAUCCCUGUACCAGGUCGUGCUUGGGGUGCGGCAGCUGGUGCAGCCGGGGCCCCACGCCGUGUACGCCCGGGUGAAGCAGGUGGAGAGUAACCCCCUCUACCAGGGCAUGGCCUCCAGUGCCGAUGUGGCCCUGGUGGAGCUGGAAACACCUGUGACCUUCACCAGUCACAUCCUUCCCGUGUGCAUGCCUGACCCCUCGGUCGUCUUUGAGGCGGGCAUGAACUGCUGGGUCACCGGCUGGGGCAGCCCCAGUGAGGAAGACCGCCUGCCCAACCCGCGGGUCCUGCAGAAGCUGGCCGUGCCCAUCAUCGACACGGCCAGGUGCAAUCUGCUCUACAGCAAGGAUGCCGAGUCCGGCUUCCAGCCCAAAGCCAUCAAGGAUGACAUGCUGUGUGCUGGCUUUGCCGAGGGCAAGAAGGACGCCUGCAAGGGCGACUCGGGCGGUCCGCUGGUGUGCCUGGUGGGCCAGUCGUGGCUGCAGGCGGGGGUGAUCAGUUGGGGUGAGGGCUGCGCCCGCCGGAACCGCCCAGGUGUCUACAUCAGGGUCACCUCCCACCACGACUGGAUCCAUCGGAUCAUCCCAGAAUUGCAGUUCCAGCAGGCCAGGUCGGGGGCCCUGAGGCGGGGGCCCCGGAGCCCCCCGCCCCCAGCUGCAAGCUCUGCGCCCUGGCUGGUGGCCCGCGCGGCCCUCUUGCUCCUCGGGGCCCUGCUCACCCUCCUCUGAGCCCCGGGGCCCCGGUGCACAUUUGUAAAUAGCUCGCCCGUUCUUUUCU
This is a messenger RNA of Hyaena hyaena (striped hyena), 1024 nucleotides long. Its product is annotated as serine protease 27-like. NCBI's taxonomy places the organism in Eukaryota, Metazoa, Chordata, Mammalia, Carnivora, Hyaenidae. Gene Ontology annotation, molecular function: serine-type endopeptidase activity. The record is from RefSeq and is a predicted model, not a curated record. Gene Ontology annotation, biological process: proteolysis. The coding region runs from base 1 to 975 and encodes 324 amino acids. The transcript has 6 exons.